Messenger RNA from Phialemonium atrogriseum, 1435 nucleotides. RefSeq lists its product as uncharacterized. Lineage: Eukaryota; Fungi; Ascomycota; Sordariomycetes; Cephalothecales; Cephalothecaceae. The transcript has a single exon. The record is from RefSeq and is a predicted model, not a curated record. The coding region runs from base 174 to 1313 and encodes 379 amino acids.
AGUGAGGGUAUGGAUCUUCAGGUUGAGCGUUAAGGGUUAGGGUUUCAUAAGAUUCUGCUUAGCCCAUGGGCGCUAUACCUCAUAGUAGAGUUCGACCUAAUCGACCUCUAACACAUCUACAGAUGCACAAGUAAGAGAAACAAAACCCCCCUUUAAAAAAAAAACCGCAAACCAUGGUCCAGAAACCCUUUCCUAAAGCCCGGCAGCCAAAGAAGGUCGUGAAGGCGACCCCCAAGCCGGAACCCGCCCCGGCCGGGAGCCAAGCCGGCAUCGCCAGCCAGCAGCUCAUUCUGAACGUGUUCCAGCACGCCUUCAACGACCUGCUCCGCUCGGACACCCUCGCCGCCGCCCUGCAAGAGGUCAAGCAGGCGCUUUUCAACAGGGAGUUUGACAAGGCCUUCGGCAACGAGGCGAACCUCGAGGUCUACGCCGCGAGGUGGAGCCCGACCAGGGCGCUGUGCUACGAGUCUGUCCUGCGGAUGAUAAGGCCCCAUCUGGACCCCAUAUGCCUGCCCGACCCGCCACCGGGCGAUGACGACGGCGCAGCCACGCCGGGCCCACAAACCCUGCGGGUGGUCGCCAUAGGUGGCGGCGCGGCCGAGCUGGUCGCACUAGGGGGCUUCCUCCGCCGGACAGGAGGGGGAGGCGACGACGACGACGACGACGGAGCGGACAGGGAUUUCCCCCUCCGCGGCAGCAUCCUCCUCCUGGACUCGGCUCCCUGGGCGGCCGUGGUGGCGCGCCUGCGCGAGUGUCUCACGACGCCGCCGCCGCUGUCCAGGUACGCCAGCGCGGCGGCCCGGGAGGCGAGCAGGCCAGCCGUCGAGGCGGACCGGCUGUCGACGGCGUUCGAGCAGGUCGACGUCCUAGCGCUCGGUAGGACCGGGCUGUCGGCGCACGUCGGAGGUGGCGGCCGGCCAGUGCUGGCGACGCUGUUGUUCACGCUUAACGAGCUGUUCACGGCCGGGGGCGUCGGCAAGACGGCCGCCUUCCUCCUCGACCUGACGGCCGCGCUGCCGGCCGGGUCGCUGCUCCUGGUCGUCGACAGCCCCGGGAGCUACUCCGAGGCCGAGGUCGGGAAGCAGGCCCGGCGAUACCCGGCGCAGUGGCUGCUGGAUAGGGUGCUGCUGCCCACCGGGGACGCCCCGGUCGUCGAGGGCCGCAGCUGGACGAAGCUCGAGUCUUGCGACUCGGUCUGGUUCCGGCUCUCCGGGGCAUUGGACUACCCCAUCCCGUUGGAGGACAUGCGAUAUCAGAUGCACCUCUAUCGGGUCGACGGUACGGAUGCUGAAAGCACCGAGUCGACAGAUUAAUGCCUAUACACAAAAAAAAGUCGUUUCCCGUUAUAGACAUUAUUGUAUCCCUUACUUUGUAUCCCUUACUUUGCACACCCUCCUCGCUCCUAGGGGUAUUCUCCUUAAAACCAACAGAAAGA